CAAACUAUAAAUAGAAAAUCACAUGGAGGAACUUGUGUCAAUGUUAUGAGAGAACCAGACUGAUAAAGUAGAGGUUUUCUGGUUGAAUCACAAUUCGUGUGCUAAAAGUUACAAUUCCUGAAGUGAAAAUGUUUUCAUACACGUUAAGGGCAUUAUACAGAAACAUCAAUAAAUGCUCAUUGUCUGGAAUUAAAAGUAGAAACUUUUCCAGAAAUAUCCCAUGGAGAAAUUACGGAAGCGCCCAUUUGUCACGAGAAAAAGAAACCCAAGCAGUGACAGAUUCGUCCAAAGUGAAGGAGAUAAUCGAUUCUUACGACACGUAUCUGUUGGAUAUGGAUGGCACCCUUUGGGGAACAGAUCACUACAGCUCUAUUCCAGGAACUCCAAAAGCAAUAGAAUUCUUGAGAAAGCAAGGAAAAGAAAUUUUGUUUGUGACCAACAAUAGUUUUCAUUCCAAUUCUCAUUACUUGAAUAAAUUUAAGUCUCAAGGGUUUGAGGCAGAGGAAGAUCAUGUUUUUGGGGUGGCAUAUGCAGCAGCUCUUUACCUGAAAGAGAUGCUGAAUGUGACGGGGCAGGUUUACGUUUUAGGGACACAUGGAAUGGAAGACGAGUUGAAUAAAUUUGGACUGCAGCAUUUCGGUUUUGGACCAGAUCCAGAUGUCUCCAGUUUGCUUGUUGAAAACCUCCUAAAUAUGGAAUUCAGAGAAAACGUCCAGGCAGUGUUGAUGGGCUUUGACAAGGACUUCCAUUACAACAAAAUCUACAAAGCAGCAAGCUACCUGAUGGAUCCUAACUGUCAUUUUGUUGCAACCAAUGAUGUAGAAAUUGCUGUGAAAAUUGCCCCGAACAGGAUGCAGCCAACCACAGGGAGUCUAAUUCAGUCAGUGGUUGCAGCCUCAAAACGAAAGCCCACAGUUGUAGGCAAGCCUCACACCCUGAUGUUUGACUGCAUCAUGGAAAAAUUCCCAAAGACAAACCCCAAAAGAACCCUGUUUGUCGGGGACAGCUUGAAAGCAGACAUUAGAUUUGCGAACAAUGUUGAUAUUGAUUCUGUUCUUGUGUUGACAGGAGCUAACACCAUGAAGGAUUUGAAGGACUACCCUGAUGCCAUUCCAAACUUUGUGAUGUCAUCGUUUGCUGAAUUCUGUAUACCAUAGUCAUAAGUUAGUUUAAUAAACUGGUACAGUAAUUGUCCAGAGUAUGAAUUAACAAGUUAAAGCUUUUAUAUAAUUCCUGCUAUAAAAUGCACUUUUAAUUUAUCUUGUAUCUUUGUACAUGUAAAUAACAAGCAUUUUAUCAAAAUUUUAAUAUAUUUUAGAAAUACUUCAUCCUGUUAUCUAGUGUGCCACAAUGCUAUAGUAAAUCUAUGUGAUCCCUUAACUCUGUCUCAAGAUAUUAAACAUGCAGUCCAUUUUCUUAAAUUAUUCAGAAUUAAUUUUAGAAAUACCUCAGAGGUUUCAACAAUGUUCAUUCAAUACAACUAUAAAAAAACCCCAAAAUUUCUCCUUUGGAACUCCCCAUCUGAUUACAUACACAGCUAAAAAGUUUAUCGGGAUUAUGCAUUGCAAGUGACAUGAAAGUACCUGGAUGAUAACAUUAAAAAAUUGUGCAAGGUGUUCCAAAUGGACUCCAAAAAAGAUAUCGGAUUUUCCCCAGUAUAAACUUAGAUUUUUCGCAAGAAGUCGUAUUUUGUUUGUGUGGACUUCCUUGGUAAAAGUAGAUAAAAUGUCAAUGAAGAAAUCUUGGAAUUAAUCCUUUUAUUGUUUACAAUUGGUAUGUGCAUUUUCUUUAAACAAUAAUAACUUAGUACACAUUAUAUAGUAAUCCAUGAGGAACUAGUGAACUUUUAUGUUAAUAUUCUUGGUGUAUAGAAAUGCAAUGGGUACAAAUCUAGCUUUUUAACUGUAUCUUAUAUUUGUAACUUCAUAUCAACUGCCAUUAAAUGCUUGUCCGGAUUGUUUAGUUUUGUGUAAUAAUAACGGGUACAUGUAUUUAAAUAAUUUUUUUACAAUAUAUUGCAUGACAAGAUUUUUGCGCGCUUACAAUUUACAUGAGAACUUUGUUUUUUAUAAUGCUUUUAUUCAAAUAAAUAAAUCACAUGCUUAUAGUUAA
Molecule: messenger RNA, 2112 nt
Organism: Magallana angulata
Lineage: Eukaryota; Metazoa; Mollusca; Bivalvia; Ostreida; Ostreidae
Exons: 1
Coding region: 129-1157 (342 amino acids)
Cellular component (GO): cytoplasm
Molecular function (GO): phosphatase activity
Source: RefSeq, a predicted model, not a curated record